AUGUCUACCUUGUGGGGUGAAUUUGAUAGUCCAGAAAUUUCUAAUGAAGAAGUAAUACCAGCCGAAAUCGUUAAACUUUUUAUUAUGAAAGCAAUGCAGCCAGACGGUCUUAGAACUCCUCUUUCACUGCCUCCAAAACCAGCCGAAGUAAAAAAGGAAGCAGUAUCUGAAACGUUGGGUUUAGAAAUGGAUGACAGAGUUAUUCAUAGUAUCAAACUUAUUAAACAUGCUAAAGAAAUGUCUCAAUUAAUUGAAGCUGCCAAAGAACAAACGGAAUUAAUGUCAGACACACAAAUUCAAAAUUUUCCUCCAGCUUUAGAUAUCCCAGUUCACCCAAUUAAGCCUCCUACAUAUAAGUUAAAUUUGCCAAUUCAAUACAUGGAUAAAGAGUUUAGCUUAGAACAAGAAGCUCAGUUAAGUUUACAUCUAUUUUUUUUAAAAUUAUCAUUAUUAUUAUUCAUUUUUACUAAUUUUUUAUUUGUCUUUAAUAGUUUACAAGCGACAGAUUUACAUGAAGAAGAAAUAAAUAGCAUUUCAGAUUCACCGACUCAAGAGGGAGAAGUAUUUCAAAGUCAUUUUAUAAGUAAAAAAAGGAAAAAAAUAUAA
Messenger RNA from Pediculus humanus corporis (human body louse), 606 nucleotides. RefSeq lists its product as uncharacterized. The record is from RefSeq and is a predicted model, not a curated record. The coding region runs from base 1 to 606 and encodes 201 amino acids. NCBI's taxonomy places the organism in Eukaryota, Metazoa, Arthropoda, Insecta, Psocodea, Pediculidae. The transcript is spliced from 2 exons.